This is a messenger RNA of Exophiala bonariae, 2727 nucleotides long. RefSeq lists its product as uncharacterized. Lineage: Eukaryota; Fungi; Ascomycota; Eurotiomycetes; Chaetothyriales; Herpotrichiellaceae. Gene Ontology annotation, molecular function: oxidoreductase activity. Bases 1 to 2727 code for a protein of 908 amino acids. The transcript is spliced from 10 exons. The record is from RefSeq and is a predicted model, not a curated record.
AUGUCACAGUUACGCUAUGACGGACAAGUUGCGGUUGUUACUGGGGCAGGAGGUGGUCUCGGAAAGGCAUAUUCCAUAUUUCUUGCCUCCCGCGGUGCAAAAGUUGUUGUCAACGAUCUUGGAGGUUCAGGCCAUGGUGAGGGCAAAGCAAGCACCCUUGCGGAUCAGGUCGUGGCUCAGAUUGUGUCAUCUGGAGGCCAGGCAGUCGCAGACUACAACAAUGUUGUUGACGGCGCCAACAUUAUUCAGACUGCCAUCAAGACUUAUGGACGCAUUGAUAUUCUCAUCAAUAAUGCCGGCAUCCUUCGGGAUAUCAGUUUCAAGAAUAUGACUGACCACGAUUGGGACCUGAUCAUGGCGGUUCAUAUUUCAGGAUCUUGGAAGUGUGCUCGCGCCGCCUGGCCAUACUUCAGAAAACAAGGGUAUGGAAGGAUAGUUAAUACUUCAUCAGGCGCAGGGUUAUUUGGCAAUUUCGGACAGACAAAUUAUUCCGCUGCAAAGCUCGGACUCGUUGCUUUCACCAAAACCCUGGCACUUGAAGGCAGAAAAUACAACAUCCUUGCAAAUGUUAUCGCACCUAUGGUGUGGACGAAGGAGAUGCUUCAAUUGCUCGACCCGUCUUACGUGAUGCCAUUAGUUGCGAUCUUGGUGGACAAAAAUUGUCGGGAAACUGGAUCCAUCUUCGAAGUAGGCGGUGGCCACAUGGCAAAAUAUAAGUGGGAACGCUCGCGCGGUGCGAUAUUCGCCCGUGAUGACAACUUCACAGCGGGUUCAUUGUUACGAAGAUGGGACGAGGUGACCGAUUUUCGACGACCUCAACAUCCUGAAGGUCCUAUGGACCUCAAGGAAGUUCAGGAGAGGCUUCUCCAUGCUCCUCCAAAUCCAAAGACGCCGAAUCUUGACUUCACUGGCAAAGUCGUCCUCGUCACAGGAGGAGGUGCAGGACUUGGUCGAAGUUAUUGCUUAGCAUUUGCAAAACUUGGCGCUCUAGUAGCCGUCAAUGAUGUUGUCAACGCGCAGAAAGUGGCGGAAGACAUCGAAUCCCAGGGAGGCAAAGCUAUUCCAAUUACCGCAUCAGCGGAAGAGGGUUCGCUUAUUGUGAAAGAGACUGUCAAUGCUUUCGGACGUAUCGACAUUGUCAUUAAUAAUGCGGGUAUAUUGCGAGACAAAGCUUUCAUCAAUAUGGAUGACAAGUCCUGGGACGACGUUAUGAAGAUCCAUCUACGGGCAACAUACAAGGUCACGCACGCUGCAUGGCCGCUGUUUCAAAAACAAAAAUUUGGUGUGAAAACGUUCUACUUCAAUCGGAAAGUGCCCCGAUUUCUGACACUUGGAUCUAGGUCGAGUAGUCAAUACCACAUCUACAACUGGUAUCUACGGAAAUUUCGGGCAAACAAAUUACGCAACAGCCCUGGCAUUCUCGGGUUCUCCUUGGCUUUGGCCAGGGAGGGUAAAAGCAAAAACAUCUAUGUCAACACUAUCGCUCCGUCCGCAUACACAGCAAUGGCUCAAUCGGUUAUGCCAGUAGAACUUGCUGAGGUCGUCAAACCUGACGAUGUGGUUCCACUUGUUCUCCUGCUCUGCAGCGAUAAGCUGUCAAAUCCGACUGGCAAUUUAUAUGAGGUUGGAGGUGGCAAAGUAUCUCAGACGCGUUGGAUCAGAAGUGGAGGCUACACCUUUCCGACAGAUGGAGUUCUCACUCCUGAGCAGGUACUUCAGAAUUGGGAGCUUGUAACGAAUUUUGACGACAGAGCCGAUCACCCUUGGACUCCUGAAGAAGGAGCAGCGAAGAUAAUGAAAACUAUCGAAAAUCAAGCAUCCAAGGCUCCAAGUAAAUCGAAUGCCUCAUAUCUGGAUGGCAUCAGUACUGUAAUAGCUGGUCCACCAUGGAAAUCACAAUUCAUUUACACAAACAGGGAUGUUUCCCUCUACAAUAUUGGGGUUGGGGCUAAACACAAUCAAUUGCCCUUGGUUUAUGAAAAUGAUCCUAAUUUCAGAGUACUUCCAACCUUUGGAUCGACUUUGAAUUAUUUCACAAACACGCAAGAACUUUUUAAGACUCUGAUACCCAGAUUUGAUCCAAGCAUGAUGUUGCAUGGUGAAGAAUAUUUAGAGAUCCUCCAGUUCCCAAUACCAACCUCUGCUACGCUCGACUUUGAGAACAGGGUACUUGAAGUAAUUGAUAAGGGAUCUGCAGCGGUGGUGAGGACGAGCAUUACAAGCAUCGAUAGGGCAACGAAACGAAAGGUCUUCUACAGUGAAGUCACCACUUUUAUACGUGGAAGCGGAGGUUUUGAUGGUGAGAGGAACGGGAAUGAUAGAGGAGCAGCCACUGCUGCUAACAGACCACCCCCAAGAGAGCCAGAUCACGUCACAGAGGAAAGAAUAUCAUUGGACCAAGCCAUUAUCUACCGCCUGAGUGGUGACUACAACCCACUGCAUGUCGAUCCCGGAUUUGCCGCGAAGGGCGGAUUUUCCAAACCAAUCCUCCAUGGUUUGUGCACAUAUGGAAUGGCAGGAAGAGCUGUGUUUGAACGCUACGGCCAAUUCAAGUCUAUCAAAGUGCGCUUCACGGGCACAGUCCUUCCAGGCCAAACAUUAAGAACAGAGAUGUGGAAGGAGAAGAACAAGAUUAUCUUCCAGACAAUCAUCAAGGAGACUGGAAAGCCAGCACUUGCGGCUGCUGCUGUGGAGCUGAUGGACUCGAACGCGAUGUCUAAGCUCUAG